AUGAAAUAUCCUCAACAAGUAAAAGGAUGGAAGAGAGUUCCUUGGUUUGAUAGUACACGUGUUCUCUCAGCUCCAAAAGGACACUACGUGGAGCUAAAGUUUACCAUGCGCAGCACCUGGUGGAAUCCACGACCAUGUCUACAGGAUAACUAUCUUGAGAUUCGCGACGGCAAUAAUCGGUCAGCCAACGUUCUUGGUGUAUUCUGUGGAGAUCACAAAACUACUGUAGUGCGAUCCAGUGGACGGUAUUUGUGGUUGGGCUUUUUCCCUGAUAACAGACAUUAUUUGAGUGCAGAAUAUUCGGAAAAAUCCUUCAAUCAAACAGGCAAGAUAUUUCUUGCUAAGUUAAUCACCGUUAAGGCACUUGGUUAGAGUCUUUCAAUUCAACUGUAAUUUCAGGACAUAACAAUUUUUUAUUCAGGACAUGUAACGUCGGCUUACAUUACUAUUACGUUUUAUUUCACAUAUGGCGGUAUUUAUUCCCUUAUUAAGUAGCUUUUUAUCAGGUAUACAACCAGACAGACGAACAGCCACAGAUAGAGACAAAGAGAAACAGACUAAGAACGAGACCGACAGAAGUCCUCCGUGACUUUGGAGUAAAAACGGUUGUCCAUACACAAUGUAUUUACCACACAUAUUAUGCCUGCGGUUUGCUUGUUCUGUAUGAUACAUAAUAUGUGUUCUUUUUAAUCAAUUGCCUAAUGUAGCCACACCCACCAUGAUCCAAGUACCCAAGACACAGACUGUAUUUUCGAACAGAACCUCCAACCUGUGGUGCCCGGUGGAAGGUGCGCCAGCUCCAUACAUUGUAUGGAGAAAAAAUGGUGUUGUUGUUCAAAAUAGUACCAGUGUAAGAUAUCAGCUUGUAGCUACAGAAAAGAAUGUGAAUUACAGCUGUGAG
This is a messenger RNA of Pocillopora meandrina, 901 nucleotides long. NCBI's taxonomy places the organism in Eukaryota, Metazoa, Cnidaria, Anthozoa, Scleractinia, Pocilloporidae. The record is from the annotation of a GenBank genome assembly.